Aphanomyces astaci is the source of this 2763-nucleotide messenger RNA. RefSeq lists its product as hypothetical. The record is from RefSeq and is a predicted model, not a curated record. The coding region runs from base 1 to 2763 and encodes 920 amino acids. NCBI's taxonomy places the organism in Eukaryota, Oomycota, Saprolegniomycetes, Saprolegniales, Verrucalvaceae. The transcript has 2 exons.
AUGCCAACCCCCAUGGCCACCGUUUAUGUGCAACGCAACGGCGUCCCCACAGCCAUCCUUGUGCCGGCUACGGGCAUCAUCCGCCAACCUCAACCAACCUCAUCCAAAAACGACUCUGCCUCCGAUACCACGGAAUGCACGAAGCGAUACAUGGAAUCCCCAGAGCAACAUCGGGCGCGAUUGGACAGCCAAAGAACUCAACGAAGCUUGGAGUCUCGAGAAGGCCGUGUUAUGUGUUUGAGUAAGCUUCAAGCGAAGAGAAAGCUGGAAUUGACAGAGGACCGUGGUAUUCGCUUAAAUGCAAUGAAAGUGCAACACGCAGCACAAAGAAGUGCUGAAUCUCCCGAAGUUCGCUCUAGUCGUUUGGGUUACCUCAAGGCGCAAAGGAAGGCAUUAAAAAUGUCGGAAACCGUCGAGGAACGCGAAGGCCGACUUGAACGCCGGCGACAAGGACUCCAACAUGUUCAAGAAGCCAAGAGCAACGAAGUAACUGCCUCGGUAGCGCAAUGUACUGCACUGGACGACGCUGGCUUGCUGCACGAAUGCUCCAAGGACAUGAAGUCCCAAAUCCUUGGCGAAUUGGGAUUUGCCGUUGGCCCCUCGGGAAUGGAUCAAUGUGUGUGCUGCGUGUGCAUUUGCAACGGAUUCCACGUGUAUUCAACCGAAGACAAGGACAUCCUGCAAUCCAUGGCAGCCCGACUGCGAAACCCUGACCUCAAGUUUAGCGAUGAGUUGGUCGCGUUUUACGAUUGCAAGGACAUCCAUCCUGCUUUUGUUGGUUUGUUGCUCUCGCGCAAAGGCAUCACGCACGCUGGCAAUGUCAACGACAUCAAAAACCCGAGGGAUAUCGACUUCAACGUUUGCUUGGAGUGUGAAACCGUCCUCCUACAGCCUUGGCUAAGUGAACUUCCACGUCACUACUUGUUUCCGGGCGAGCCAGUGGAUAGCGAGCGUGACAUCGACCAUGAAUUUGAUGACCACGAUGAACAUGCAAUUGUAUAUGCUGAUCAAGAGGCAUGCCUGUAUGACGAUCCCAUCGAAGACAAUGAUGGAAGUUCCAUAGAUGCGUUGGCAGAACACGCCAUUGCAAACCACUUCGUCGUUGGUGAGCUGCCCGACGAACUCUUCAAAGCCACAUGGGCUGAGAUGCUAAUGUGUUCCCUGGUGAGUGUUGUGGCUCAGACACGCAUCAUCCGUGGAGGCGAGCACCGAAUGAUCCGUUCCCACUUGAUCCUGUUCGACGCGGUCCCUGGUCCUACUGCUACGUUGUUGCCCUUGAAGCUGAACCGAGACGCAAUGUACCGUGUUGUGCUUGCUGGGCCAUUUACGAAAGACCAGCUCGUCAAAGUAAAGGAGUAUCAUUUGGUCCGGCAAGCCAUGAUCAUGGAUGUCUUGCAGUUCUACAAGUCCAACAAUCGGUUUUAUGCCGACGUGUCCAUCGACGGGGAUCUCAUUGCCUCCUUGCCAGCGGAAGAUAUACUUGACGGCAUCAUUGAUGAGGCGUUGGGCGUGGACGAGGAGUCAAGCACUGUGGAUAACGAACAAGCAACUGUGAACGGCUUUUCGGGGGGCCCCGACGAAGGAUCAAUCAAGCAUGAGUGUGCUUACGUCGAGCGCAGUGUCCUGUUCACUCAAACAGCAUCAGACAUGGCGCCUGUGAACGAGAAGGAAGUGUUGGAAUCAAUCAAGAACAAGAUCCACCAAAGAACGCCGCGCACAGACCCAGCAGUCCCUGAAUUCAAUGUGCACACAUCCAACAAGAUUUCAAACUACUUUGAAGGUGGCAUUGACGUCCGAAUGUUUCCACAUCUCUUCCCUUUUAGCCGUGGUUACACCAAAGAACGCGCCCGGCGAGUCCCAGUGUCGAAGCUGCAGUGUUGUCGGCUCUAUUGCUCCCUCAACUCACGUCGGUUUGCUCAAGAUCGGUACUUCGUCAUGGUGUCCUUUGAUCGUUUCGGUCUCGAUCGUGGAUUCAUCAACUCCAACUUUUCGACCAAAGUCCGACCGCCCAUGCAUACUCCGGUAGCAAAGAUAUCGCAUGACGAUAUGCGGAAAGGUCUGGAGAACCAAGAUUCCCGUCGAUUUGAUCGUACUCCAAAGUACAAGUUUGUGAACAAGGCCGUCGGCGCACUUCUCCGGUCCGUUGAAUGCAGCUCGUCGUUUGUGUGGGGCAGCAAUGCCGAACGUCGAAUGCACCGCCGAGAAGCUUUUGCCACAGCCGAUCGCUUUGGUCAGCCAAGUCUUUUCGUCACCAUCACGCCAAACGUGGAUGGAACAAUCACUUUGGCGUAUUUGGCAGGAGGCAUCCAAGUCAAGUCGCUGUUUGAUGUACAGUACCUCAAGCACAUGCCUGACAAAGCAACCAUGCAACAACUGGCGAUGAACGACAACAUGGCGUCCGCUACUCUUUUCGAUCGAAGCAUCGAGGCCUUCAUCAAAGUCGUUGUCGGUUUCGACAAGUCUACCGGUCGACCAAGAAAGACUGGUGGUCAAUUCGGCAAUGUCAAGGCGUACUUUGGAAUGGUUGAGACCCAAGGUCGAGGGUCGCUUCACUUGCACCUUCUUGCUUGGGUUUAUGGCGCUCCACGUUCCACGUCCGAGUUCGAGGCCCGAUUGCAGGCAGACCUCAACUAUGAAGCGAUGGUGCUGAAGUACUCAGAGGGUAUUGUGUCCAAUUCGCUGUCCAUUGACCUUCUUCAGACCCCCUGUAAGGCGUGUGAACAUGAGGAUACCAAGUAUGAAGCUCUCUCGACCCUCCCUUGA